This is a messenger RNA of Ahaetulla prasina, 6368 nucleotides long. RefSeq names its product toll like receptor 7 (gene TLR7). The transcript is spliced from 4 exons. Gene Ontology annotation, molecular function: protein binding; pattern recognition receptor activity. The record is from RefSeq and is a predicted model, not a curated record. Gene Ontology annotation, biological process: positive regulation of interleukin-6 production; defense response to virus; canonical NF-kappaB signal transduction. Lineage: Eukaryota; Metazoa; Chordata; Lepidosauria; Squamata; Colubridae. Gene Ontology annotation, cellular component: plasma membrane. Bases 1539 to 4736 code for a protein of 1065 amino acids.
AUUUAGCUUUUAUUGAAAAUACAUUCAAUAUUUUUAAUUGUGUCUCUACCGUCAAACAUUUUAUUGAAAAAGAUUUAUCAAUUAUUUCCUCAGUUCUCAGUCAUAAUAGUGAUUUCAUAAAGUGGCAAAAUUCUACUACAAUCCUUCCAAAGCCAUACAAAGCUUUACAAAAUAUCAUUUUUAGAUUUCCUUAUGAGUCAUACUUGAAUGACUACUACAAGUAUGUGAAAAAAAAGCCUUGCUUCAGAACAUCUCUGCAAUAAACUUUCGUUUUACUGUGAAUUGAAAUUAAGGUGGCUGAUUGAUAGAUAGCACAUGCCUUUUCUCCAAAUUUCCCAAAGUAGAAGAAACAAAGUCUUUAAAGUAGUGUGAUUUUCUGUGGAAAUUCUAGAACUGUCAGCAGUGUUACGAGCCAAAAAUAGUUUUGUUAAACUGAAUUUGCUAACCGUAUGAAGAUGGCAAAUUUCAUGAAAUUAAGGAAGUCUGAACUAAUAAAAUCAAGGAACAAAACUGAUUAAACUUGAAAGAUUAAACAGUAGACAAGGUCUAUAACGUAUUAAUUUUCAAAUAACAUUCCCUGUGAACUAAUAUUGGACCAGACCUUGCUAACCUUCCAGAAGAGACUGAAGACAUGAUUUUGCCAUCUGGCCUGAAUAUCUGGUAAUGUGAAGCUUACACAUGCUACAGAAAUUGAGCACAUUCUUCUGCAAAUUGUUUUUUUAAUGUUUUGUAAUUAUUUUUAGGAAUAGCAAUAGCACUUAUAUAGACUUAUAAACCGCUUCAUAGUGUUUUACAGCGGUUUACAGAGUCAACAUAUUGCGCCCAACAAUCUGGUUUCUCAUUUUACCGACCUCAGAAGGAUGCAAGGCUGAAUCAACCUUGAGCUAGUCAGGAUCGAACUCCAAGCUGUGGGCAGGGUUUGCCUGCAAUACUGCAUUCUAACCACUGCAGCUUUUUUGUUGUUGUUAUGGUUUUGGUUAUUUUGUUUCAUUGUUUUUGUGUUUUUAAAUUUGUUACACUGCUCAGAGGUGUGUAAGUGAAAUGAACAUCUGGAUAAUUUACCAAAUAAAUUGUGGGGGGGGGGAUGGAUGAAGAGCACCUUGCCUUUUGAAGUGCCAUAUUUCAUUAAAAAAUGGUUACUAAUUUAUCAAGCCUUUCAGCAGCUGCAUUAGAGUGGAGUCUCAUGGUUCAGAGAACAAAGGUGAUUUUCUUUUCUAAAUCAGUGAACCAAACUAUUUUUAACUGGAGAAGAAUAAGAAAUGGCAGUUGUACAUUUCAAAUGCAGUCUUUUGAGGAAGUGAGUAGUGAUGGCAGCUGUCUCACGUGCUAUUUAUGCUUUAAGAUGUUUCUUACACAACAACACAACGGAUGAACGAGGGGCUCCUGGUAAUAUUUCACUGCAAACAGUUAUUCUUGUUCAUAGACCAUGAAGAGAGGGCAGAAAUAUUUCUGCGUUCCUUGAUCAUCAAGAUCUCUUUCUAGGUUCCCUGUGAUCUAGAUAUUAGAACCUCUAAAUUUCCACUGCUAACCAGAGAGAGAUGCUAAGAGUGCCUCUGAAUGUAGACAGAAUGUCUUUUGCUUUUCACCAGACUAUUCAUCUCUGGCUCGCAAGCCGAUUGCUUUUUUUUGUUAUUUCACUGGCUUUGAAAGAGAUUAUAGUAAUGCCAUUUUUUAAAACUUUGCCUUGUGAUGUGAAUAAUAUAAACGAUACUUCCAAAAUGUAUAUGCAAGUUGACUGCAGUGACCGUAAACUCAUAGAGUUUCCAAAAGACAUUCCUGCCAAUGUUACCAACCUGACACUUGCUGUUAAUCACAUUCUAGAGAUUUCCAAAAGCCAUUUUAAGAACCUGAAAAACCUUCUAGAAAUUGAUUUCAAAUGUAAUUGUGUGCCAGUCAGGCUGGGACCUAAAGAUCACGUUUGCACCCAGGGUCUGAAAAUCCACGCUCAUACUUUCUCCACACUCUCCAGCUUAAAAUCACUCUAUUUAGAUGGCAACCAGCUCUCAGCAAUCCCCCAGCAUCUCCCAUCUAACCUACGUCUUCUGAGUCUUGAAGCUAAUUCCAUUUUUUCUAUCAAGAAACAAAAUUUGUCAGGACUUGAGAACUUAGAAUUACUCUACCUAGGGCAGAACUGUUAUUAUCGCAACCCCUGCAAUAUAUCUUUUGAAAUUAAUGAAGCAGCCUUUCAACUUCUCACAAAUUUGAAAGUGUUGUCUUUGAAAGCCAACAACUUAUCAAAGGUCCCACAAAACUUAACAUCAAACUUAAGAGAACUCUACCUUUAUAAUAAUGCAAUUCGAGAUAUCACUGAGUAUGAUCUCUUAUCUCUGCAUAAUUUGGAAGUACUUGAUUUAAGUGGAAACUGCCCUCGUUGUCACAAUGUACGAUAUCAUUGUAUUGAAUGCCCAGGAAGCAUUUUAAUCAAUUCCAGAGCCUUUGACUCAUUAAAGCAUUUAAAGGUGCUGAGGCUGCACAGUACCUCCCUUCAACAAGUGAACCCCCGUUGGUUUAAAAAUACUGGGAACCUUCAAGUGCUUGAUCUUUCACAAAAUUAUUUGGCUCAAGAAAUUCAGCAAGCCCAUUUCCUACAGUUUCUUCCUAAUCUUGUGGAACUUGAUUUAUCUUUCAAUUAUAAAUUGGGAUCAUACCCAUUAAAUUUUAUUCUCCCCAAAACAUUUUCCAACCUGUCCAAUCUGCAGUCCUUAAGAAUAAGAGGAUUUGUUUUCAAGGAACUAAAUCAAAGCACUAUAAAUAAUUUAAUUCCUCUUAAAAAACUUGAGGUCCUGGAUUUUGGAACCAAUUUUAUCAGGAACGUUAACUUUUCUAUGUUUAAAGAAUUCCAGAAUCUUAGAACAAUAAUUCUUUCUUUUAAUAAAAUAUCUCUUUUUUCAUAUGAGCCAAAUAGCAGGGUUUGCUCUGUUCUCAGCUCACCAGACGAUCAAUUUAAUGGCAAUGUAUUGAAAGAUAUGCAGUAUUUCAGAUAUGAUACGUAUGGUCAAAGUUGCAGAUCUAAAGAUACAGAGGAUAUUCAUUCUUUGCCUUUUGUCAAUGAGACUGCAUGUAGCAAUUAUGGAAAAACACUUGAUUUAAGCAGAAACAAUAUUUUUUUUAUCAAAUCUUCCGAUUUCCAGCAACUUUCAGACCUUAAAUUCCUUAACAUCUCCAAUAAUGCUAUGAGCCAAGCUUUGGACGGAACUGAAUUUGCUCAUCUAUCCAGUUUGAAAUGUUUGGAUUUAUCUAACAAUCGGAUUGAUUUGCUACAUCGAAAUGCUUUUCAACAGCUGAAAGAACUGGAAGUUCUAAAUCUUAGCGAUAAUAGCUAUUAUUUUAAGGCGGAAGGUGUCACACUUAUGUUGAAUUUUACCAAAUGCCUGGUUAAUCUGAAAAUACUGAUUAUGAAUGGCAAUGAGAUUUCUGAAUCCACUGAUAAAGGAAUGGCAAGUGAUUCCAUCAAAACAUUAGAAUUUAGACGGAAUCGCUUAGAUAUUUUAUGGAAGGAUGGAACUAAUGAAUACUUGGCAUUCUUUAAGAAUUUGAUCACCCUGGAAAGUCUUGACAUUUCUGAGAAUUUUCUUACUUUGUUACCUCCUGAUGUAUUCUACAAUCUGCCUCCAAAACUCAAAGUAUUAAAGCUGGCCAGUAAUCUAUUGAAGACUUUUAACUGGGGGCGUCUUUCAGCACUAAAGAAUUUAGAAAUCUUGGAUCUUAGCAACAAUCAGCUGACCACGGUCCCACAUGAACUGUCCAACUGUACUAAGACGCUUCAGACAUUCAUACUGCAAAACAACAAGAUUAGAAAGCUGACAGAUAAUUUUCUCAAAGAUGCUUUCUUCCUGCGGCAUUUAGAUCUUAGUUUUAACAAGAUCAAAACAAUCAGGAACUCUAGCUUCCCCAAAAAUGUUAUUAACAGACUAAAAACAUUACACUUAAAUGGUAAUUCUUUCAAGUGUAAUUGUGAUAUUGUGUGGCUUGUCCACUGGAUCAAUGAGACAAAUGUAAAAAUCCCUUUCCUAGCAACAGAUGUGACUUGUGCAGGGCCAAGAGUAUGGAAAGAUAAAAGUUUGAUUUUAUUAGAUUUGAAUACUUGUGAAUCGGACUACUCUCAGAUUUAUUAUUUAUUGUCAGCUUCAGUCAUAAUAUUUCUCAUGAUAUUUCCAGUUAUAAGCCACCUAUAUUUUUGGGAUGUCUGGUAUAUUUAUCAUUUCUGCACUGCCAAAUUAAAGGGAUAUAAACGUCUCUUUUCAUCUGAAGUUAAAUAUGAUGCUUUUGUGGUUUACGAUAAUAAAGAUGCAGCUGUAACAGAAUGGGUCCUGAAAGAACUAAUUGAGAAACUGGAAGAUCAGAAAGAAAAAACAUUCAAUAUAUGUUUAGAAGAAAGAGACUGGCUACCAGGUCACCCACUCAUGGAAAACCUUAAUGACAGUAUACAAAUGAGUAGAAAAACAAUAUUUGUGCUGACAAACAGCUACAUUGCAAGUGGCAACUUCAGAACAGCUUUCUAUAUGGCACAUCAGCGUCUUGUGGAUGAAAAAGUAGAUGUAAUUAUCCUAAUAAUUCUUGAGAAGCUUCUGCAAAUGUCAAAGUGUCUCCGUCUCCGAAAGACCUUGUGUAGUAGAUCUUGUCUUGAAUGGCCAACCAACCCUCAGUCUCAGGCUUAUUUCUGGCAUUGUCUUAGAAACUCCCUCACAGCAAAUAAUGAGUUCAGAUAUAACAAGCUUUUCAAAGAAAUGUUAUAAAGCUCAGUUGCAUUCUCUGAAAAUGUUUUGGGAAUCAUAGCAGAUGUAUGGGAUGAGGCUGAAUCUCAAUCUCUAUAUUGAGGAGGUUUUAAAGCAUUGGUAGAACCAGGCAAACUUUUGGUUAUCUGAGGAAAAGUGCUGAGGAAGUUUAGUUCCAUAACUCAAUUUUUCAUUUAAUAACUUUUGAGUUAUGUAGGAGGAUUAUGCUGAUUUUUAUGAAUUCCCUCCAAUCUAAGCAGGAAAAGUGAAACAGAAGAGACAGAUCCCAGUUACAAAUUUUUACAGCAAGAAUUUAUGAGUUUUCCUAUGUAAGCAUGUUUUCUUUCCAAUAUUCAGUACAAUUUGAAAGAAAAAAUAAAAAUCAAUAUAAUCUUUAGCAUGAACUACAAUUAUUGUAUAUUUGAAAAUCAGGUAUUUUGGACCGUCUCGCUAUUUAUUUAUAUAUGGAGGGAAUUUUUUUUAAUUACAUAACAAUACAAUAAAAAUAUGGGAAUUGUAACAUAAUGGAGAUGUGCAGAUCAGUUGGAAAUCAUUCAGAAAUGGAAAGAAGGGGGAAUGAAAGAAAAUUGGUGAUCUAAAUGCUUUUUGUAUAAUGCUUUUUCUUUAAAAAAAUCUUUCAUUACAGUAUCAAAUUCCAAAAAGGAAGGAAUUUAAACGCUUACAAAAUAUUAUCAGUGACUAAUGAGUUUAUGCUGUAAUGUGAAAGCAUCUACUUGAAGCCAGUUUGGUAUAAUUAUUAAGUCAUCAACUAGAAACCAAGAGACGUUUAAUUCUAGUCCUGCCUUGGGCACAAAGCCAAAUUGGUGACCUUGGCCAGUCACUUCUCUUGUCCCUAGAAGAGGUAGAAUUAGAAUUAGAAAAGAAGUAGAAUUGCCAAGUUACUUCUGAAAACAGCUGCCAAGAAAAGUUCAGUAGUCCAAAAUGAUUUGAAUGUGCAAUUGUUUAAAUGCAGUUUAUUUGUCUACUGAUGGCUGAUUUGUUUGAAUGCAAAGCUUCCAAGAAUUCCCUAGUUUUCGGAUUUAGCUUGGUGUAGGAUGGCCACACAUUUACAUGCAAAAGAGACAAUUAAAAAAACUAAGGAAACAAAAAGAUCACAUCUUCUCUAGCUGUCAGCACACAGAUAAGCAGGGAUUAACACCAAACAACCAAGCAGAAAACAAUAGAAAUAUUAAGGAGAAAUAUUCAAAGAAAUAUUAAGGAGAAAACCACAUAUCCACCAACAUUGGUAGGGCAAGUUAUUGUAUAUAAAAAGGCAUCAAAGCCACCAUGACUAGCAUAGAUAUGUUACCUAGCCAGGUAAUGAAAUUUCUUCAAGCAAAUAAUCAAGCUUAGAGAGUGCCAAGGAAAGUUAUCCUAAUUUACAGAUAUUGUUUUUUAUUCUGUAUUCUCUUUAAUUCUUACUUGUUUUAAUGUAUUUACGCAUAAAUGUAUGUAUAAGGAGCUCUGUAAUGACAGGUUUACAGAACAAUGUAUGAAAUAGUAUGAUUGAAGUGGAAACAAGGCAGGGGUUGAAUGAAUAAAAAGUUACUAUAAGGUUAGUGAACAGUGUUCGUGUAGACUAGAUUUAGUGAGACUUCUUUUUCUUUUCACUUAACUCUCCUUUGCUUAUCAUCUAUUAUAUUUUCUAUGCUU